AUGAAGCGCAAAGCUGAAAAGGCACAGGCUGCGGCCCCGGUCAGCGCUUUCGCGGCCCGCAAAGCACGGCAGCAGCAGGCGCAGGCCACCGCAGCUGCUGUCAAGCCCCCUGUUGCUGAACCAGUGGUAGAACCGCCACCUAAGAGAGCGCGCCGCUCACUAGACGAGCCUGUCGUCCCAGCCGCAACCGAAGAGAACCGAGUCCAAACGAGGCGAUCAUCAAGGCGAAAGGAAGAACAAUCGAAGGCCGAGAAGCCUACGCCGAAGGCGCGCAACGAUCAGCCUCCUAAGACCUCCAAGAAAGUACCCGAGCAUGACACAUCGAAGGAUGUCGAGGAUCAGGCGCCUUCGGACGAGGAGUUGGAAGAGCCAGAAAUCGUUGUAGAGAAUACCGGUGUCAUUGGGCUCGAGCCUAUUCAGAAUGACGAAGAGGGGUACGAAUCACCUGCGGACACUGCGGUCCAGGUCCAGGAAUUCCCCCUGUCGAAAGCGCGCUUGAACAAGAACAGCAUAGUCUACAGUGAUGAGCAUAGGCUGUGUGUCCGCAUAAAGGAGAAGAUGAGCUUGGUGAUGAUCGGUCACUACGAUCUUUGGGUCAAGCGAGGCGUGGUUAGUCUGAUGGGAGCGAAACUGCACCCCUCAUCCCAGGUGUAUCGGGUCUACGCGCCUUCGACGCACUCGUUGCCUGUAAUCAAAUGCGUUUCCGGGGUCAAUGGCGAGGCAGAGGUGGAGUUCAAGUCAUGCCAUAGCGGCAUCUAUCGUCUCAAGGAACUCUCGCCUCUGUAUCAGCGGAUAUGGAACGGCAAGAAUACUACAGCGGACAAGCUCACUCUCAAGGGCACUCCUCAGUCCAUCAAGAGGACGUUCUCAGUGUUAUAUACUUCUGCGGAUGAUUCCCUCAAACGGCAUCUAAGGCCUCUCCAUCUCGAGAAGCAAUGGAGCUCUGCUAUCAAGUCCCUCUCCCAGCGUGGUGGACGGCUGAAGACGCUCAUCUGCGGACCGAAGGGAUCAGGAAAGUCUACGUUCAGCCGCUAUCUGUUGAACCACCUUCUCAGCCCGGCGCCACAAACAGAGACCAACUACUAUAACACUGAUGGGGUUGCGUUCCUGGACUUGGACCCGGGUCAGCCGGAAUUCGCUCCGAUGGGGCAAGUUUAUCUGGCCCAUCUCCGUUCACCUGUCUUUGGUCCUCCCUUUUCCCACCCAUCUUUGGAUGGUUCUCGUGACGGCACGAUAGUUCGAAGCCAUCAUAUUGGAGCUACAUCACCCAAAGAAGACCCCGACCACUACGUCCUUGCCGCCAUGGAUCUCAUGGAGCGCUACCGGGCUCUUCAAGCGAGCUACCCCCAAUGUCCUCUCAUCAUCAACUACCCCGGCUGGAUUUUCGGCUUGGGUCUGGAAGUUGCCACCUGGCUGGUCAGAUCUCUUGGUCUCUCCGACGUUGUUUAUAUGAGCGAAAAGGGACCGACCGAAGUUGUCCAGCCUCUGGGCCAGGCAGCCUACCAAGCCAAGAUUCCUCUGACAAUCCUCCCAUCUCAGCCCACCGACUUCGUCAGCAGGUCGAGCGCACAGCUCCGCUCAAUGCAAAUGCAGUCGUAUUUCCAUAUGUCGCGUCCUAACGGCAUCGACAACUCACUAUGGCUUGAGCAACCACUGUCUCGCACGAAGCCUUUCCGUGUCCACUACUCGGGACCGCAACAGGGCAUCCAGGGUAUCAUGGUCAUGGGCACCGAGAUCCACCCUGAUCUGCUCCAUGAGGUUCUAGACGGGUCGAUCGUCGCUGUCGUGGCUGUUGAGUCCCCCAACGCCAUUUUAGGCCAAAACAGUGGACCAAUGUUCGCGAACAACGCCAACACCGAAACAGAUGGAGACCACGAUGUCGACAUGCAAGACUCAGCCGAGGCUGUUCCCAUCGUCGGGUCAUCGACUAUCGAAUCCAGCAUCACGCGGACACCAAACGAGGACCUGCCUUACCUCUUUGUUGGAGCAGGAAGCAGCAACCCUCUGGACCCGAAAGUCUCGCACUGCUUGGGCCUGGCUCUUGUCCGCUCCGUGAACGUCGCCUCCCGCCAGCUGGAACUGGUCACUCCUAUCACCGGAUCGACUCUCCGUGGCGUUCUCGAGCAGGGUCACAGCAUCGUCCUUGUGCGUGGUCUUCUGGAUAACCCCAACUGGGCCAUCAGCGAGGACUAUUACGCCGCCCGUGCCGCCGAGAAACGCCAUCGGGAGCUUAUCGAGAAACUCAAGAAGGAUAAGGGAGCUGCCGCUGCGGAGAACGCUACCCUUGAGUCGGAGAAGCAAGUGCUAAAAGAUAGAAUCCGGCGCGCGAGCAAAGUGCCAUGGAUGACGGUGGUUGAAGACAACAGUCACAGGCAACGAGAAGCAGCACAACGCGAGAAAUCGCUAUGGAAGCUGCGAAAGAAGGCAUACCCUGGAAGCGAUAGUGAAGGCGAUUGGUAG
This is a messenger RNA of Aspergillus eucalypticola CBS 122712, 2460 nucleotides long. RefSeq names its product putative RNA processing protein Grc3 (gene grc3). The record is from RefSeq and is a predicted model, not a curated record. The transcript has 5 exons. Bases 1 to 2460 code for a protein of 819 amino acids. Gene Ontology annotation, molecular function: polynucleotide 5'-hydroxyl-kinase activity. Gene Ontology annotation, cellular component: nucleus. Gene Ontology annotation, biological process: cleavage in ITS2 between 5.8S rRNA and LSU-rRNA of tricistronic rRNA transcript (SSU-rRNA, 5.8S rRNA, LSU-rRNA). NCBI's taxonomy places the organism in Eukaryota, Fungi, Ascomycota, Eurotiomycetes, Eurotiales, Aspergillaceae.